Protopterus annectens (West African lungfish) is the source of this 2449-nucleotide messenger RNA. It is a transcript of the gene XPNPEP2, whose product is annotated as X-prolyl aminopeptidase 2. The record is from RefSeq and is a predicted model, not a curated record. Lineage: Eukaryota; Metazoa; Chordata; Ceratodontiformes; Protopteridae. The coding region runs from base 216 to 2231 and encodes 671 amino acids. The transcript is spliced from 21 exons. Gene Ontology annotation, molecular function: metalloaminopeptidase activity.
GAGAGCAUCUGUUUUACAGUCCAGCUGUAACCAUAAGCAUACUCUUCCAGACUUGCUAUGAUCCAGAAUCUAUUUUACUGAAAAAAAAAUUGCUGAAAUAACUCUUGCAACUAGAAGAUUUGAAUUUGUCUGCACUAAAACCAUUUUGUAACGUAAAAAAUAUUCAUCUGUUUUUCCGCUUCUCGGUGAGAAAGUACAGUUCUGAGGCUGAUAUCAUGUGGUUAAUAUUUCAAUGGACACUCACCUUGCUUUUAUUUAGCCAAAUGGAAUGUCGACCAACUCAGAGUAAAUCUGAACGACAAGACAUACGAAACUGCAUUUCUGUCCCUCCGUACCUGCCUAUAACAGCAACUAAUACAACAAGGCAGCUAAAAGGUCUGCAAGAUGCAAUGAAUAAAUACAGUAUUGGAGCAUACAUAAUUCCUGCUACAGACUAUCACCUGACUGCAUAUAUCGCUGAGCGAGAUGCCAGGUUGACCUUUAUGACUGGCUUCACAGGGUCAGCAGGCACUGCGGUUGUGACACAUGACAAGGCCGUACUCUUCACAGAUAGCAGGUACUGGGUACAAGCAGAGAGAGAGCUGGAUUGCAACUGGGACCUGGAGAGACAGCCCUGGGUCAGUAAUAUUGUAGAGUGGAUAACACGCACUGUUCCUGAAGGACAAAUAAUUGGUGCAGACCCCUUCACCUUUUCUAUCGAUGAUUGGGAGAGUUACUAUUCUCAACUGAAUAAAGUCAAAAGAAACUUAACCUCCAUUGAAGAAAACUUGGUGGACAUAGUCUGGGGCUCAGCUCGUCCCCCACCUCCAACUAAUGACAUAUAUAUUCUCCCAAAUAAUGUCAUAGGAAUGUCAUGGCAGAAGAAGGUGGCUUUCAUUCGUGAAGAAAUGGAAAAGAAGGGUGCUACGGCAGUAUUGCUUUCAGCACUAGAUGAGACAGCUUGGCUCUUCAACCUACGUGGAGAUGAUAUACCCUAUAAUCCUUUCUUUUACUCCUACACCUUGCUGACACUGGACUCAAUCAGGUUAUUUAUGAAUCAGUCCCGUGUCUCAAAUGAUGUCCACAACUACCUGAAUGCUACCAGUAGAGAAAAUGGAGUUCUGCUGAUGGACUAUGGUUUGGUCAAACAAGAAGUGAUUGAUUACAUCAAAAAGGAUAAUGUUCAAGUUUGGAUCGGGACAGAAUAUACUACUCGUGGGCUCUAUGAAGUGAUCCCAGAUACCAAAUUAAUAAAAGACUCCUAUUCACCUGUAAUGAUGGCCAAAGCUAUUAAAGAUGAAACAGAACAAAAGAUACUAAGAGAAUGCCAUGUCAGGGAUGCUGUGGCUCUCAUUCAAUAUCUGUUAUGGCUGGAGAAAAAUGUCCCCAAAGGAACAGUGGAUGAAAUCUCAGGGGCUUCUUAUGUGGAUCAACUACGCAGCAAACAGAAGUACUCCAAGGGACCAAGUUUUUCUACCAUCUCUGCCAGUGGACUGAAUGCUGCCCUCGCUCAUUACAGCCCCAACAAUGAAACAAAGCGGACUUUGAGAGUGGACGAGAUGUAUCUGAUCGAUUCAGGAGGACAGUACUUAGAUGGGACAACAGAUAUCACACGUACAGUGCACUGGGGAACACCAACAGUCUUUCAGAAGGAAGCUUAUACCCGAGUGCUGAUGGGGAAUAUUGAUCUCUCUAGACUUAUUUUCCCUGCAGGCACCAGUGGAAGAAAUAUGGAAAUAAUUGCUCGGCGUACACUAUGGGAUGUUGGAUUGAAUUACGGACAUGGAACUGGACAUGGAAUUGGCAACUUUCUAUGCAUCCAUGAAUGGCCAGUUGGAUUUCAGAGUAACAACAUAAACAUGCAGAAAGGAAUGUUCACCUCCAUAGAGCCGGGGUAUUACCACGAUAAUGAAUUUGGUAUCAGGAUUGAAGAUGUGGUACUCGUAGUAGAUGCUGACGUAAAGUAUAAUUUCAGUGAACAGUCAUACCUAAGAUUUGAGACCAUCUCACUUGUUCCAUAUAACAGACGUCUUAUUGACACAAGCAUCAUGAGGCGGGAACAGGUUGACUACCUUAACCAAUAUUACAAAAAGAUCCGUGACUUAGUUGGCCCAGAACUGCAAAACCAGAAGCUGACAGAGGAACAUGACUGGAUGAUGAAGCAGACAGAGCCAUUUCACAACAAUGCUGUCAUGACAAACAUCUCUGUUAUCUUACUGCUUAUCGUGACAAUGGGGAACACUCUUCUAUAAACUCCACCAUAUUAAACAAAGUUUAUCUGAGGGACUGUGCUAUAAAACAACUCUUCUGAUAGUGGUUUAUGAAUACUGAAAUGAUCUGAUAUCAUGAAACAAGAACAGCUUUUCAUUAAAAAAGAGGAAUCAUCUUAAAUUAAAGUAUUUAAAGGACUAAGGCCUAUGUUCUCAUGUAUUCAAGUUCUAUAUAAAAUAAACUUAAGAAUUAUCUAAUA